ACAUUUUAUAUAAAGUUCACUACAUUUUAAUUAUAGAGUACAUCUACUGCAUAAAAGAUGUCGCCACCUGUACAAAUUUUGAAUACUUGUCAAAAUUGUUAAAAUUAUUUGUGGUUAUGUUACACUAAGAGUAGGUUAUUAAAUUACGGCAAUAAAAGGCGUCUUAUUUAACAAAAAAUAACACAAAAAGGUAGAUUUUGAUGUUAGUUUAAUAACUAAAAAUGUCGUUCUCGUUUGGGAGUACCGGUUUUGGCAGCACCGCCCCAAAAGUUCCAGGAUUUGGUACCACUUUUGGUUCACCAGCAACCACGACCCAAUCUACAGCUUUUGGAUUCGGCCAGACCCAACCUGCUCCCGCUUUUGGCUCUACUUUUGGCGCACCCACCACCAGCGCUCCGCCAGCCUUCGGUAGUACUUUCGGUGCCCCCGCCGCUAGCGCUACCCCUGCUUUCGGCAGUACUUUCGGAGCACCGGCUACGAACGCGCCAUCUUUCGGGUUUGGUAGCGCACCAACGCAAAGUACAGGUUUAUUUGGGACUGCAACCACAAAACCUAGUAUUUUUGGAGCUCCAGCCACUUCCACUACAGGGUUAUUUGGUAGCGCUCCUACAACGACUCCUAGCUUGUUUGGUGGGGUACAAACAUCACAGAGUACCCCCAGUUUAUUUGGUGCAGGAGCUGCGCAACCUUCAUUAUUCGGUCAACAACCCACUACAACCACUCCAAGUCUUUUCGGUACUUCUUUUGGCCAGCAAACCACCACAGCCGCUCCUUUUGGUAGUACAGGCUUAUUUGGAACAGCCCAAAGUACCGCCCCGUCGCUUUUUGGUGCUUCGACGUUUGGAACUACCACUACAAGCACCGCGGGAUUUGGUGGUUUCGGUACUGGAACUACCGGCAGUUUUGGAGGAUUCGGAAUAAGCAGUACUGGAACGGGGUUGUUUGGAGCCAAACCACCACAAGCAGCAGUUCCACAGCCUACUCCACAAACUCCCCAAAGCAAAAACCAACAAGUCGUAGCUUCUGUAUACGCCAUCAACGUUUUUAACGACGAACGGGACGACAUUUUGAAAAAAUGGAACAUGCUUCAAGCCUGUUGGGGUACAGGCAAGGGCUACUAUAGUUCCACUCAGCCUCCUGUAGAUUACACGCCUCAAAAUCCCUUUUAUAGGUUUAAAGCUAUGGGGUACAACGUCAUACCGGAGCAGGAUAAUUCUGAAGGAAUUGUGAAGUUGGUGUUCAGUAAGAAAGUGGAUGAAUUAAAAAACCAACAAGAAGUUCUAAAGAAUGGCAUAGGAGGUAUUUUAGGAAACAGACCAAAUUUGACUGUUGAUAUACUUAUGGUGAAAGCUAUUUCUGAAUCCCAAACUGAGGUUAAAAUAUGCGUAUCAGAAAAAGGAGUGACGGGCACUAGUAGAAAAAUACCCGCCACUGAUUUGGCAACGUUUUUGAACCAGCCCAAUCAGAAACAACAGCUGAUGAACGUCGGCGUGACAGGUGUCACUCCAUUUGUCACUCCCAGUAGGGCGGAGUUGGAGGAAUAUCUCAAAAACCCACCUGCAGGCAUUGACCAACAAAUGUGGCAAGCAGCGGUCCAAGACAACCCCAACCCCAAAAAAUACAUCCCCGUACCCAUCAACGGAUUCUCAGACCUUCGAGCUCGCAUGUUGAAUCAGGAGUACCAAACGGGUCUUCACUCUUCAUUCCUCGAACGAGUGAACAAAGACAUCACUCAACUGAAGACCAGACAUUCCGCUUCGAUAGCACAGAUCAGCGAACUUAAACAGAAGUUUCUGGAGUUGCAACAUAGGAUUCUGAGGGUACUCGUGAAGCAGGAAAGUACCAGGAAGGUGGGAAUAGCCAUCCAGCCUGAAGAGGAGAUACUGAGGGGUAGAUUGGAGGUGAUGCAUGUUCAGCUUAAUAUUCCCAAACAGUUUAAGGGUCAAAUCAACGAACUACUAUCCCACGUCAAGAUGAUCGAAAACUCGCAAAAACAGACCGAAGCCAAUUACAGAAUCGAUGCAGAUGCUCAGGACGAAAUCAAACAAUUCCUGAAGAUGGAGCAACACGGAAUCACGCAGCUGAUCAACAUCAUCAACAACGACAUGAAGAGUUUGAAAAUUAUAACCGACGGACUGAAACAACUGUCCGAAAGACGCCAUUUUUAAGCCGCCAUCUUGUAUUUUAGGUUAUUUAAGGAUUAUGUAUUUUGUAUUUCUUUUAACGUAAAUAAAGUAUUUUUAUUUUGUG
Sitophilus oryzae (rice weevil) is the source of this 2250-nucleotide messenger RNA. RefSeq names its product nucleoporin p54-like. The transcript has 9 exons. The record is from RefSeq and is a predicted model, not a curated record. Gene Ontology annotation, cellular component: nuclear pore; nuclear pore central transport channel. Gene Ontology annotation, biological process: nuclear pore organization; protein localization to nuclear inner membrane; NLS-bearing protein import into nucleus. The coding region runs from base 222 to 2168 and encodes 648 amino acids. Gene Ontology annotation, molecular function: structural constituent of nuclear pore. Lineage: Eukaryota; Metazoa; Arthropoda; Insecta; Coleoptera; Curculionidae.